Portunus trituberculatus (swimming crab) is the source of this 4197-nucleotide messenger RNA. RefSeq lists its product as uncharacterized. Gene Ontology annotation, molecular function: zinc ion binding; nucleic acid binding. Gene Ontology annotation, biological process: DNA integration. The transcript has 2 exons. The record is from RefSeq and is a predicted model, not a curated record. NCBI's taxonomy places the organism in Eukaryota, Metazoa, Arthropoda, Malacostraca, Decapoda, Portunidae. Bases 1 to 4197 code for a protein of 1398 amino acids.
AUGUCGCAGUAUCGUUUAAACUGGGGUGAGGCACCAGGACGCGUCCGAGGUAACCCCGGAAUGGAUCAAGCAACCCUGGAAGAAGUAGUUACCGAAACACCGGCAAGAGACCGCGUGGCGCUUCAUCCGCCAUUACCAAGCCAUCUCGCCACAGCUCCCAGGCCUGGGCCCUUCAGCACACAACUCGCCCCAUCUGCAUCAACACGGUCACCUGGCGCACAAGCAGCUUCACCAUCACAUCGUCCGCCGGCUCCCCCGUUGGGUCCUGGGACGGCAACUCAAGGCAUGUCACCGGCAGCGUUCGAGGCAUGGGCCGUUAGCGUGGAAGACUACAGCCUGAUCUGCGGGUGGUUCCCGCCUCUCGCCGCCCCAUACGUGUGUCUCCUGUGCGACGGCAGUCUCCAGCAGCGUAUCGACGCACGCUUCGACAAGCAGGACUUCCGGCAGCUCUCAACCAGUGCAGCGAUAGAGGUGGUCAGAAGUGUGGUGGUGGGGCGGCGGUGCGAGGUAGGUGCAUGGUCCGACCUCUUUCAGUACUCCCAGGAACCGGGAGAUAGUGUCGAUGUGUACGUGUCGAGGUGCCGUGCCCUGGCAGCCGAGUGUAAUUUUCGCUGCCCAGAAUGUGAUAGUUCGCUGACCGAGUAUAUCAUGAGCAGAAAAGUAGUCAUGGGGCUCAGUGAUCGCAAUAUGAAAGCUGAGGUGUUACGGUGCUUCCCUCGCCUGACGUCCGUAAGUGAUGUGGUGAACCAGUGCGAGAUCAUAGAGGCCACAGACAAGGUGGCAGGGCGGCGGGCCACAGGGAACGUGGCCGCCCUGGCGGACGCAGGAGCGUCCACAACCCACCCACCGCAACCCCCCAGCCCCCCCGCCACCGAGGUGUCAGCUGUGAACCACCAGCGCCGCGCCUGGAGCCGCAGCGCCCCCGGUCGUGCCAGCUCAGGGCGCAGCCAGAAGCGGUGCAAGGGCUGUGGGGACAGUGGGUGUGGCGGCAAUGACAAGUGCCUCGCCCGCGACGCCACAUGCCGCAAAUGUGGGCGUAAAGGGCACUUCUGGCGCGUGUGCCGCGCCCUCACACCAGGCAGGGGCCCCGCUACCUCCAACGCAGUGAUUGUAGGGGGCGUGGAGGCGACGGCAGACCUCUCAGUGCGCAUCGUCUGCCCCUGGCCGCAGGCGGAGUGCUGCACCACGGCGGUAGCCGACACAGGGGCUCAAGUGUGCAUCGCUGGCCGGCCCCUGCUGGAGAGUCUUGGUAUCCCCCCAGGGCAACUUCACGUCUCACCCAGGACAGUCCGCCACGUCGCCGGUGGAGGGGUGAAGCUUCUGGGAAGCCUCACGUGCGAGGUGUCAGUGGGGCCCAUCACCACGUCCGAGUGCGUAUACAUAGCUGAAGGGGUGCAGCGGCUGUACUUGUCACUCGGAGCUUGCAGAGCCCUUCAGUUGGUGCCGCAAGAUUUUCCUCGCCCCGCAGCCAGAAUCAGCGCGCUGACAAGCCCUGCGCCCAAGACCUCGGCCCACCCAUUGUCACCGCCCUGCGAGUUGGUGGAAGAGAACGUGGGACGUCUAGAGAAAUGGCUCCUGGAGGAGUUUGGACGCACGAAAUGCGUAGCCCACCACACCACAUCCUACCUCCGCCCCGGCGCACGCCCCCACGCGGUGCACGUACCCGCCACAGUCCCGCACCACUUCUACGACGAGGUACGGCGCCAGCUCGACGACGACAUCGCCAGAGGCAUCAUAGAGGAAGUGCCAGCUGGAGAGCCGACCGAGUGGUGUGCGUGCAUGGUGGUGGUGCCGAAGAAAAACGGGAAGCCACGCAGAACCGUGGAUUUCCAGAAGCUCAACCAAGCUUGCCUGCGCGAGACUCACCACACCAGGAUUCUCUUUGACCUCAUCUCCAGCGUGCCCAAGCACACAUUCAAGACCGUCGCUGACGCGUACUCCGGGUACCACCAGAUACCCCUGGACAGUGCAAGCCGCAAGUUAACAACGUUUAUCACUCCCUGGGGACGAUUCCGCUACCGCAGGACUCCCAUGGGGCACUGCGCAGCGCAGGACGCCUUCAAGAAGCGCCUCGACGACGUCAUGAGCGACGUGCCCAGGAAAAUCAAAUGUGUUGACGACACGCUUCUGCACGAUGAAAGUGUGGCGGAAGCCUUCUGGCAUACGUAUGGGUUUCUACAGAAAUGCCACGACAACGGGGUGACGCUGAGGCCUGAUAAGUUCAGCUUCUGCAAGAGGAACGUCACGUUCGCCGGGUAUGUACUCGGCUGGGAAAACUACCAGCCCAGUCACAACCUCAUCAAGAACAUCGCAGACUUCACGAUGCCUGCAAGCCCAUCACUGACGGAUAUCAGGUCGUGGUUUGGCCUGGUGAACCAGGUGGCUCCCUUCUUAGCAGUUGCCCCCAUCAUGGAGCCCUUCAGGGAGCUCCUGAAGAAGCCAGCCGGCAGAACAGUCUAUUGGGACGAAACACUCAACGCCAUCUUCACGUCAGCGAAGGACACCAUCAAAAAGCUAGAAGAAGCAGAAGGCCUCAAGUUCUAUGAUACCUCACGCCCCACGGCCGUCCUAACUGACUACAGCCGGCAAGGCAUAGGAUUCAUCGUGUCGCAGCAGUACUGCCAAUGCGUGUCCCUGGAGGCACCGAUGUGUUGUCCCAGCGGAUGGAAGCUCGUCCUCUGCGGCAGCCGGCACCUGACCGCGGCAGAAAAGAACUACAGCACACUGGAGGGCGAGGCACUCGCGAUAGCCUGGUGUCUCAAGAAGGCCCGCCUGUUCCUCUUAGGCUGCAAAAACCUAACCUUCAUCACCGAUCAUAAGGCGCUCACCAAAAUCUUUGGUGACAAGGAGCUGAAGGACAUUCACAACCCCCGCAUCCUCAACAUCAAAGAAAGGACCCUGAUGUAUAACUUACGGGUCAAGUACAUCAAGGGGAAAAGCAACUGCGCCGCGGACGCUCUCUCGCGCUACCCAGCAUUAGCAAGCGCACCAGAGGACUCAGACGAGGCUGACGAUGAAGCAGUGUGCUCUGUCAUGGUCGCCGCGGCAUCAGACGCCUCUACGGACGAUGUGGGUCAUGUGGUAGACCUACGUCAUGUGGAGGAGGAGGCAGUCAGAGAUGAGGAAUAUCGGCUCCUCCAUGAGUGCGUGGCCAAUGAUGGUUGGGGUGAGCGGAAGGACGCCGAGCCAGCCGCGCUACGCCCGUACUUCAGAAUGCGGCGGCACUUGUCGUGUCAAGGCAGCAUUGUUCUAUAUACCAGCGAUGAGAGAUUCCCCCGCCUCGUCAUCCCAGCCGCCCUCAGACGCACCGUGCUCGCCAAUCUCCACGCCGGUCAUCAAGGCAGAGACUCAAUGCUUCGCAGAGCCAGGCAGUCUGUAUACUGGCCCGGCAUCGACGCAGAAGUGGAGCAAAAACGACGCCAGUGCCAGGUGUGCGAGAUGCACACGCCCUCUCAGCCAGCCGAGCCGCUCCUGCCCACCCCACCACCCCAGUUACCGUUUCAACAAGCCGUGGCCGACCUGUUUCAGCUACAAGGCAAUGUGUACAUCGCCUACGCCGACCGGCUGACAGGCUGGCUAGAAGUGGAACACCUGUCUGGGGAAGCCACCAACUCCCGCCUCAUCACGUUGUUCCGGCGGUGGUUCACACGCUUCGGCAUUCCUGAAGAGCUCUCAUGUGACGGGGGCACCAACCUCACUAGCCACGAGUCAAGAAGGUUCCUCGAGGACUGGCGCGUCACCCUACGAAUCUCAUCAUCCCACUACGCCCAAUCUAAUUGGCGUACAGAAGCAGCUGUGAAGUCGGCCAAGAGGCUGCUAAGAGGCAACACAACUCGCGGGGGCUCCUUAGACACCGACAGCAUUGCCAGGGCGAUCCUCCAGUACCUGAACACACCCCUGCACGGCCUCGACGCAUCCCCAGCGCAGCUACUGACAGGCAGACAGCUGCGAGACGCCAUACCCGUGGAGAGCUCCCGCUACUUCAUCAAUGAGCAGUGGGGCAGAACGCUGCGCGAUCGGGAACGUGCCAUGAUCGACACGUCAGUCAACUCAUCCAUACGGCACGACCAGCACGCCCACAGCCUGACACCCUUAAGGCCCGGGCAGCGAGCACGCAUCCAGCGGGCGGUGGGAUCGGGUGGGAACCGUGCUCGAGCUGUCUGCACCCCGCCAGUAUCUUCUACGACUCGACGGUAG